UAUAGUUACUGAGAGGAGAAAUGGAACAAAAAAGGAUUAAGCUGGACUUGGACGCCUUCUCAUGUUCCAUCUGUUUGGAUCUACUGAAGGAUCCGGUGACUAUUCCCUGUGGACACAGCUACUGCAUGAAUUGUAUUAAAACCCACUUUGAUGAAGAGGACAGGAAGGGAAUCCACAGCUGCCCUCAGUGCAGGAAGACUUUCACACCGAGGCCUGUCCUGGAGAAAAACAUCAUGUUAGCAGAUUUAGUGGAGCAGCUGAAGAAGACUGGACUCCAAGCUGCUCCAGCUGAUCACUGCUAUGCUGGACCUGAAGAUGUGGCCUGUGAUGUCUGCACUGGGUUGAAGCUGAAAGCCAUCAAGUCUUGUUUAGUCUGUCUGGCCUCUUACUGUGAGAAACACCUCCAACCUCACUAUGAUGUCGAGCUAUUAAAGAGACACAAGCUGGUGGCCCCCUCCAAGAAGCUCCAGGAGAACAUCUGCUCUCGUCAUGAUGAGGUGAUGAAGAUUUUCUGUCGUACUGAUCAGCAGAGUAUCUGUUAUCUCUGCACAAUGGAUGAACAUAAAGGCCAUGAAACAGUCCCAGCUGCAGCAGAAAGGACUGAGAAGCAGAAGGAGCUCGAGGUGAGACGACUAAACAUCCAGCAGAGAAUCCAGGAGCGAGAGAAAGAUGUGAAGCUGCUUCAGCAGGAGGUGGAGGCCAUCAAUGGCUCUGCUGAUAAAGCAGUGGAGGACAGUGAGAAGAUGUUCACUGAGCUGAUCCGUCUCAUCCCGAAAAGAAGCUCUGAUGUGAAGCAGCAGGUCAGAUCCCAGCAGGAAACUGAAGUGAGUCGAGUCAAAGAGCUUCAGGAGAAGCUGGAGCAGGAGAUCGCUGAGCUGAAGAGGAAAGACGGCGAGCUGGAGCAGCUCUCACACACAGAGGAUCACAACCAGUUUCUACACAACUACCCCUCACUGUCAGCACUCAGUGAGUCUACACACUCAUCCAGCAUCAAUAUUCGUCCUCUGAGGUACUUUGAGGAUGUGACAGCAGCUGUGUCAGAGACCAGAGAUAAACUACAGGACAUUCUGAGAUGGGAAUGGACAAACAUCUCACUGACAGUCACUGAAGAGGAUGUUUUACUGUCACCACCAGAGCCAAAGACCAGAGCUGGAUUCUUAAAAUAUUCACAUGAAAUCACACUGGAUCCAAACACAGCAAACAGACAGCUUUUAUUAUCUGAGGGGAACAGAAAAGCAACAUUUAUGAAACAACAGCAGUCUUAUUCUGAUCAUCCAGACAGAUUUUCUGAAUGGGAGAGGGUCCUGAGUAGAGAGAGUCUGACUGGACGUUGUUACUGGGAGGUGGAGUGGAGAGGGAGAGGAGUUGAUGUAGCAGUCGCAUACAGGAAUAUCAGCAGAGACGGCGGCCUCAAUGAAUGUAUAUUUGGAUUAAAUGCCAAAUCUUGGUCAUUUUGUUGUGACACAAACAGUUAUACAUUUUGGCACAACAAAGUCCAAACUGUCCUCUCAGGUCCUCGGUCCUCCAGAGUAGGAGUGUACCUGGAUCACAGAGCAGGUAUUCUGUCUUUCUACAGUGUCUCUGAAACCAUGACUCUCCUCCACAGAGUCCAGACCACAUUCACUCAGCCGCUCUAUGCUGGACUUUGUCUUUUUGAUCACGGAGACACUGCAGAGUUCAUUAAACUGAAAUAGUCAGAACAAUUGGGACAAUUCGUUAAAAUGCCCGUUUUACUUUUCAGUUUCUUGGUAAGGUUUAUUUGUCUCAUGGUUUUCAAGAACAAAAUUCACAAAGUGCUUUACAAUACAGAAUUAGGUCUAGACCAAAUUAAAAUAGCAUAAACUAUAUAAAACCAAACCAGCACAGGCAGUUUUUUAAGUUUCAUUUUAACAAUAUCAACAGUGCCCAUAGAUCUUAGCUCCAGUGGAAACGAGGGACACAAUCACAAACAUUGUCACUCAGAGCCCGUUGUUCUGUUGUUUCCUCUCUUCUUGAAAUUGACAGACAUUGUGGAAUGAUGUCAAAGUGAUACAAGGAAGUAAAGUCUGCUCAAACUAAGAGUAUUUGUACUCUGCAGAAGAUCAUAAUGUUAUUAAAUGAACCUCACCCUUUUUUGUUUUAGUAAACUAAAAAACAUUAAACUCAGAUCAUGUUACAAACUGAGUUACAUUUUACACCAUCUGAUUGAGUGAUCAGCUCAGAGCCUGUCUCUAAAGUCUCCCAAUGAACACACUUUUCAUGGGAUCAAAUGUACAAACUGACUGCUUUGCGUAUGUUCAACUAUAAACUCAGAGAAACAAACACACACAAACCUGUUCUGACUCGUGCAGAUGACUCAGUAUAUUGAUUGUGGUUUCUUUCAUAUUGCUGUUCAUUUGUCGUUGUUGCUUCAGGCUUUUUAGAUUCCCGAUUCUGUUUCUCUCUCUGCUUUGGUUAAAGAAUCAUUUUUAUGUGUCGAUCAUUAUCGAUGUGUUUUAAUUUCGUUUUUUAAGUUAAAGAUGUGUAUAUUGUCUGUUUGGUUGCAUGAUGUUGAUACAGAACCCGUCACUGGGUGCUUUUUUUUCACUUUUCCAUUGUGUGUGCAUUAUAGUGUUGAGCUGUUAUCUACUAUAUUUUUGUGGACUUUUCUACUGAGCAGCCUAACAACAUGGAAAUAAGAUAUAUGUAUGUAUAUAUAUAUAUAUAUUAGAGAUGGCACGAUACCACUUUUUUAUGUCCGAUACCGAUAUCAUAAAUUUGGAUAUCUGCCGAUACCGAUAUGAA
Molecule: messenger RNA, 2763 nt
Organism: Oreochromis aureus
Lineage: Eukaryota; Metazoa; Chordata; Actinopteri; Cichliformes; Cichlidae
Product: tripartite motif-containing protein 16-like
Exons: 1
Coding region: 21-1694 (557 amino acids)
Molecular function (GO): protein binding; zinc ion binding
Source: RefSeq, a predicted model, not a curated record